GACCUCUUUGCUUCUGUGAGAAUUGUAAACUACUAUACUUUCCAGUGAUCCUGGUGGAGGGAUUGAAAUGUCUGAGUUCAUUCGCGAGGCCACACCUCCAGUUGGUUGCAGUUCAAGAAAUUCUUAUGCUGGUCUAGAUGCAAGCAACCAGAUUGGAUCUGGUUCUUCUCGUCUUGGAACAGCAGCAACUAUUAAGGGAGAUACAGAUACUGCUAAGACUUCUGAUGAUAUCAGUUUAAGUCUGGGCCAGAGCUCAAGUCUUUGUAAGGAAGGAAGUGAAGAGCAAGAUUUAGCAACUGAUCGGAAGCUCUUCCGUCUGGUCUCCAAUGACUCCUUCAUCUCCAUUCAGCCUUCCUUAUCCUCUUGUGGACAGGACUUACCAAGGGACUUCAGUGACAAAGUGAGCCUGCCAAGUCAUAGCCACCACCACCACAUCGAUCAGUCUCUGUCCAGUGCCUGUGACACAGAAGUAGCUUCUCUUGUACCUUUACAUUCACACUCUUAUAGGAAGGAUCACCGACCACGUGGUGUGCCACGGACUUCUAGCUCUGCUGUGGCUUUUCCAGACACAUCAUUGAAUGAUUUCCCUCUAUAUCAGCAAAGACGUGGGUUAGAUCCAGUUAGUGAGUUAGAAUCAUCCAAGCCUCAUUCUGGAUCCAAAGAAUCCUUGGUGGAAAAUUCUCAUUUAUCUGGGGAGUUUCAGCUUGCUGGUGACCUGAAAAACAGUAAUUCUCAGCCACCCACAAAAAGUGGGAAGAGCAAACCUUUGAAGGCAGACAAAAGCAUGGACAGCUUGAGGAGCUUGAGCACACGGAGUAGCGGGUCAACAGAGAGUUAUUGCAGUGGAACAGACCGCGACACUAACAGUACUGUCAGCAGCUAUAAAAGUGAGCAGACCAGCUCAACUCACAUAGAGAGUAUCUUGUCAGAGCACGAGGAGUCUCCUAAAGUAGGAAAGAAAAGUAGCAGGAAAAAAGAGUGCUGUACUGACCUAGAGGAGAAGAGCACCUGUGCCAGUGACAAAAGGACUAGUGGUGAAAAGACUGCCUUGGAAGGGAGUCCAAACAGUGGGGUUGAUGAGGCCAAGGAUUCUAAUACCUCUGAUGAGAUGCACAAUCAGAGGGGUCUCAGCACCUCUGCAUCAGAAGAAGCCAAUAAAAAUCCCCAUGCAAAUGAAUUUACUUUGCAAGGGGACAGACCACUUGAGAAAACUGCAGAAAAUGCAGAGGAGCAGAGUGAUAAGUCAUCCGUUCCAGUAGAUUCAAAAGCAUGUAAAGAUGUUGGUGGAAAGCAAAAGGAAGGGGAUGUCCGACCUAAAUCCUCUAGCUUAAUCCACCGGACAGCCUCUGCCCACAAGUCAGGCAGGAGAAGGACAGGGAAAAAACGGGCCAGCAGUUUUGAUUCAAGUCGGCAUAGAGACUAUGUUUCCUUUCGAGGUGUUUCUGAUACAGUGCUCUAA
Molecule: messenger RNA, 1459 nt
Organism: Galeopterus variegatus (Sunda flying lemur)
Lineage: Eukaryota; Metazoa; Chordata; Mammalia; Dermoptera; Cynocephalidae
Product: pecanex-like protein 1
Exons: 6
Coding region: 68-1459 (463 amino acids)
Source: RefSeq, a predicted model, not a curated record